AUGGACGGCCAAACGACCAGCCUCGAAGCGAUUAUCGAGAACAAUCUCACCGGACGCGACCUGCAGGAGUUCAACAGGAUAUACUACGGACGGAGGGAUCACAACGAGCUGAAGGUUAAGGAAUCGUCGAUUGCCGCGGCGAAGGAUGCGGACUUCGAAAUAGCCGCUUACGCCUUCCCGGCGAAGAGGGAGCACACGCGACCGCCCAGGAUCGUGAAAGUCGGCGUCAUCCAGCACUCAAUCGCCGCGCCCACCGACCGGCCGGUCAACGAACAGAAGAAUGCCAUACUCGCCAAGGUCAAACGAAUCAUCGACGUCGCCGGCCAAGAGGGGGUGAACAUCCUCUGCUUCCAGGAGCUGUGGAACAUGCCGUUCGCGUUCUGCACCCGCGAGAAGCAGCCCUGGUGCGAGUUCGCCGAGUCCGCCGAGGAGGGACCAACCACGCGGUUCCUGCGGGAGCUGGCGAUCAAGUACGCGAUGGUCAUAGUCUCUUCCAUCCUCGAGCGCGACGAGAACCACGCGGACAUACUGUGGAACACGACCGUCGUGAUCAGCGACACCGGCAACGUGAUAGGCAAGCAUCGGAAGAACCACAUCCCCAGGGUUGGCGACUUCAACGAGUCCAACUACUACAUGGAGGGCAACACCGGACACCCUGUGUUCGCGACGCGUUACGGCAAGAUCGCGGUCAACGUCUGCUUCGGCCGUCACCACGUGCUCAACUGGAUGAUGUUCGGGCUGAACGGCGCCGAGAUCGUGUUCAACCCUUCGGCUACUGUCGCCGGAGAGGCUGGCAGCGAGUACAUGUGGAACAUCGAGGCGAGGAACGCCGCCAUCACCAACUGCUACUUCACCGCCGCCAUCAAUAGGGUUGGCUACGAGGAGUUCCCCAACGAGUUCACCUCCGCCGACGGUAAGCCAGCCCACAAGGACCUGGGCCUGUUCUACGGCUCUAGCUAUUUCUGCGGCCCUGACGGGGUGCGCUGCCCAGGGCUGUCGCGCACAAAAGACGGUCUCCUCAUCGCCGAGAUGGACCUCAACAUGAACAGGCAGAUAAGGGACCGCAGGUGCUACUACAUGACCCAGAGGCUGGACAUGUACGCGGACAGCCUUAGGAGAGUACUCGACCUGGACUACAAGCCCCAAGUCGUUCACGAGAGCGAAAAG
Iphiclides podalirius (scarce swallowtail) is the source of this 1167-nucleotide messenger RNA. The record is from the annotation of a GenBank genome assembly. NCBI's taxonomy places the organism in Eukaryota, Metazoa, Arthropoda, Insecta, Lepidoptera, Papilionidae.